AUGCGUUUGGCUAUUAUUUUGCUAGCAACUACGGCCACUUUUCUCGCAAGGGUGAACACCUUCUCAACAGGCCAGAGCACGGACCAUGCUGUUAAACCAAGCGAAUCAAACAGCAGGCUUCGAACCAAAGAUGGCACCAAGAACCUCGAGGGGUUCUGGAAGGGUACUGGCAGCAUUAACUCCGACAGUGACUACGGUGCCGCUGGGGAGCACGGAUCCUGA
Molecule: messenger RNA, 222 nt
Organism: Phytophthora nicotianae INRA-310
Lineage: Eukaryota; Oomycota; Peronosporomycetes; Peronosporales; Peronosporaceae
Exons: 1
Coding region: 1-222 (73 amino acids)
Source: RefSeq, a predicted model, not a curated record